Molecule: messenger RNA, 681 nt
Organism: Macrobrachium nipponense
Lineage: Eukaryota; Metazoa; Arthropoda; Malacostraca; Decapoda; Palaemonidae
Product: protein BCAP-like
Exons: 1
Coding region: 1-681 (226 amino acids)
Source: RefSeq, a predicted model, not a curated record
AUGCCAGCUGACCAGGAGGAGGACGACAGUGAAGACUUCCUCGACAACGCAGUGUCGGCUUCCAAGGACGUCGAUGAAAUGAACUUCGAGAAUCUCGAAUUGGAAAUUCAGAUUCUUCGAAAGGAGGUCCAUGCAUUGGAAGAUGACAAAAGGAAACUAGAGAAUGAAAAUAAAAUGCAAUUUAGAGAUCUAAUGGAGGAAAUCCAAAAUCUUCGAGAUGAAAAUAUGGGCAAACACAUUGAAAAUCUGAAAGAAAAAAACGUUCAGUGUGAAGAUACCUUAAACAGUUUGCAGAAAGAGCUGAGGAAUCUUGACCGACAGAAUAAUGAAAUGGAGAUGAAUAUGGCCCAUAUGAAAAAAGAAAAAACUGAGCAGGAAGAGAAGAUCGGAGAUUUGGAAAAGGAGGUCCAGACAUUGACAGAAGACAAAAGGAAACUAGAGACUGAACAGAAAAAGCAAUUUAGAGAUCUAUUGGAGGAAAUCCAAAAUCUUCGCGAUGAAAAUAUGGGCAAGGACAAACACAUUGAAAAUCUGAAAGAAAAUAACAUUCAGAGUGAAGAUACCAUAAACAGUUUGCAGAAAGACCUAAGGAAUCUUGACCGACAGAACAAUGAAAUGGAGAUAAAUAUGGCCCAUAUGAAGAAAGAAAAACUGAGCAGGAAGAGAAGAUCGGAGAUUUGA